Cercopithifilaria johnstoni is the source of this 306-nucleotide messenger RNA. Lineage: Eukaryota; Metazoa; Nematoda; Chromadorea; Rhabditida; Onchocercidae. The record is from the annotation of a GenBank genome assembly.
AUGCCAACAAUCGUAUUUUUGGGAAUAUAUGAGCUUUCUUGCGAGAAUCCCAAGAUCUUAAGAGAAGGAAAGACUUCCGCUGGUGUUACUUUUUUAGGAGAUGAAAUCGAUGACUGGUUGAACCGACGAGAAGAAAAGAUGACAUCUCCUGAAGCUACUACUACUGCUAUACUUACUACAGCUACUACAGCUAUACUACUACAGCUUGAUGCUGCCGCUGCUGCUUUUCUUGAUCGAUACAUGUCAGCUAUGGUUGAUAUUUUAGCGCAUUUGCAAGAUUUUAGAGUUAUGCUAUUAGUUUAUUGA